AUGGAGGUCCGUCAGUACUGCACUGCAAGAGUGGCAGAUUUUGGGAUCUCUGCUGGCCAGUUUGUGGCAGUGGUCUGGGAUAAGUCAUCCCCAGUGGAGGCUCUGAAAGGUCUGAUGGAUGAGCUUCAAGUGUUAACUGGCAAUGAGGGCCUUGUGUCUGUGGAAAACAUCAACCACCUGUUGCAGUCUGCCCACAAAGAAUCCAGCUUUGACAUUAUUUUGUCGGGUUUAGUCCUGGGAAGCACCACUCUGCACAGUGCUGAGAUUUUGGCUGAAAUAGCCCAGAUCCUUCGGCCUGGUGGAUGUCUUUUACUGAAAGAGCCAGUAGAGACAGCUGUAGAUAACAAUAGCAAAGUGAAGACAGCAUCUAAGCUGUGUUCAGCCCUGACUCUUUCUAGUCUUGUGGAAGUGAAAGAGCUGCAGCGGGGGCCCCUAACCCCUGAGGAAAUACAGUCUGUUCGAGAACACCUUGGUCAUGAAAGUGACAGCCUGAUAUUUGUUCAGAUCACAGGCAAAAAACCAAACUUUGAAGUGGGUUCUUCUAGUCAGCUUAAGUUUUCCAUCACCAAGAAGUCUUCUCCUUCAGUGAAGCCUGCUGUGGAUCCUGCUGCUGCCAAGCUGUGGACCCUCUCAGCCAACAAUAUGGAGGACGACAGCAUGGAUCUCAUUGACUCAGAUGAGCUGCUGGAUCCAGAAGAUUUGAAGAAGCCAGAUCCGGCUUCCCUGUGGGCUGCUUCUUGUGGGGAAGGGAAAAAGAGGAAGGCCUAUAAGAACUGCACCUGUGGUCUUGCCGAAGAACUGGAAAAAGAGAAGUCAAGGGAACAGAUGAGCUCCAAACCCAAGUCGGCUUGUGGAAACUGCUACCUGGGCGAUGCCUUCCGCUGUGCCAGCUGCCCCUACCUUGGGAUGCCAGCCUUCAAACAUGGGGAAAAGGUGCUUCUGAGCAAUAGCAAUCUUCACAAUGCCUAGGAGGGGCCUGACAUGGGACCCAUCUGCUCCUCCAGCCAACUCCUGUCCCUCACAUCGCACCACGGUGGCUCCUCCCACCUCCUCUGGAUUUGUUCACUCUGAGAUCUAUUUGCAGAGUGGGUGCUUAGCAGACAGAGUGAAGCUGGCUGGAGGGCGCAGUGGUGUGUAGUGCUGCCGUGUAUCAAAAGACCAAAGAAUUAUGGGGCCCGGUUACUCAGAAUGGGAUGGGUUUCUUCACCUCAUGUUAA
Molecule: messenger RNA, 1217 nt
Organism: Pongo pygmaeus (Bornean orangutan)
Lineage: Eukaryota; Metazoa; Chordata; Mammalia; Primates; Hominidae
Product: anamorsin-like
Exons: 2
Coding region: 1-969 (322 amino acids)
Biological process (GO): iron-sulfur cluster assembly
Cellular component (GO): cytoplasm
Molecular function (GO): iron-sulfur cluster binding
Source: RefSeq, a predicted model, not a curated record